This is a messenger RNA of Arachis duranensis, 1509 nucleotides long. RefSeq lists its product as uncharacterized. The coding region runs from base 1 to 1509 and encodes 502 amino acids. Lineage: Eukaryota; Viridiplantae; Streptophyta; Magnoliopsida; Fabales; Fabaceae. The transcript has a single exon. The record is from RefSeq and is a predicted model, not a curated record.
AUGACCAUUCCCGAUCUUCACCCGGAAGUGCACUUACAUGCCAUCAAAAGUGGUCUACGCCCCAGAAAAUUCCAGGAGACGAUCACAGUAGCUAAGCCAAAAACUUUAGCUGAAUUUCGAGAAAAAGCUAAAGGCCAAAUGGAAAUCGAAGAAUUAAGACAAGCUAGGAACUCAGAAAAAAGCUCGGCAAGCAAAGAAGAUGACAGGGGACGCGAUAACAAGCGACCUCAACGAUUAACACCACGAUAUGACUCAUAUACACAGUUCAACACCAAGCGGGAGAACAUCAUCAAAGAAAUAUUAAACUCGAAAUUAAUCAAACCUCCCAGGAAGGCCGGAACCUACCCGGAAUCAAAGAAUGUAGACAAGACUAAGUACUGUGCUUUCCAUAAAAAAUACGGACAUACAACAGAUGAAUGUGUUAUUGCUAAGGAUCUGCUAGAGCGCCUAGCUCGGCAGGGACAUCUUGACAAAUAUAUCGGGGGGCAUAUCCAGAAACAAGGCACACAAAAUUCUGAUUUAGCAGGUUCUUCAUCUCAAGGCAAAGACAAAGCCCUAUUAGCUCCACCAACUCAACCUCAGGGGGUGAUCAACUAUAUAUCUGGAGGAUUCGCUGGAGGAGGAGAAACAAGUUUUACUCGAAAACGAACUUACAGAGCUAUGUUGGCAGUGGAAAAUACGACCAAUACUCGUCAACCAGUAUUGAAUGUACCAAACAUGACUUUUCAUCCAUCCGACCUUAUCUCAACCGACCUUAAUUUAGACGACCCUGUCGUCAUUACAUUACAGUUAGGAGAUCUACUAGUACGGAAGGUCCUGUUAGGUCCCGGGAGCAGUGCCGACGUUCUGUUUUAUUCAACAUUCAAAAAGAUGAAAUUAAGUGACAACUUGCUCCAGUCAUCAACCGGCGACCUUGUAGGGUUCUCAGGUGAACGAGUUCCUAUCCUUGGUACAGUGUGGUUACAAACCACACUCGGUGAGCACCCUCUAUCUAAAACCCAAGAUAUUCAGUAUCUUGUGGUCGACUGCUUUAGUCCAUAUAAUCUCAUUCUUGGCAGACCUUUUUUAAAUAAAUUUGGUGCAAUUGUAUCUACCGUUCACCUUUGUGUGAAGUUCCAUGUGCAGGAUAACAUUAUUGCCACCGUCCAUAGUGAUCACCGUGAGGCGCGCCACUGUUACAAUACUAGUUUAAAACUCCCAAAUAGACAGAACAGGGCACAAGUUAAUGCUAUCCUUAAGCAACCAGACUCACCUCCUUUGGCCGAGCUUGACCCCCGUGCCGAGCUCCAAGACCGACCUAUGCCAAAUGAGGACCUAAUAAAAGUAAGCUUAACUGAUGAUAAAACAAAAUUUACUUUUGUAGGUUCAACAGUUCAAGGUGCCGACAAAGAAAAGCUCAUCCAAUUCCUCCGACAAAACGCCGAUCUCUUUGCUUGGACACCAGAAGAUAUGCCAGGGAUUGACCCAACAGUCAUAUCUCAUAAACUGGCUAUAAUCUGGGACCUUUGA